Molecule: messenger RNA, 4755 nt
Organism: Puccinia graminis f. sp. tritici CRL 75-36-700-3
Lineage: Eukaryota; Fungi; Basidiomycota; Pucciniomycetes; Pucciniales; Pucciniaceae
Exons: 26
Coding region: 1-4572 (1523 amino acids)
Source: RefSeq, a predicted model, not a curated record
AUGUUAGAACGACUGUUAAAAAUUAUCUUAUCCUCCAUUCAUCCGAUCGUCACCUUUGGCUCGAUGAUGAACAUGAUGAAAGCUUUCAUAGUCGUCAUCUUUGAUUACUUCCUUUUCCAAAUCCUCGCUAUCAUCGUUGGAUCCACCUCGACCGAUUCACCACUGAAGUUUGUAGAGGAAUUACCAAGCAAUAGUCUGACGAGGCGAUCGACCAACAAUUUGGCUAAGAGGACGGUUCCGACGGUGUUGGAUGCUUGUGAGUCAUCUCAGGCAGCCCCUCGAGCUGUCCUGCAUGCCGGCGCUCCGGUAGCUGUGACCACGAGACCGCCGGAUGUCCCGGAGCUAGUUGAAUCAGCCACACCCGGUGGGCGAUCCGUUGGAGACGAACAAAUCGACGAGGUUUCUGAUGAAGAAGUGGUGAUUGCCAACGAUCUACCCUUCCCGACCCAAGUGUCCACUAUUUACGAAACCAAAACCUCCCUCGAUCCUAACCUCCAACUUCAGGCGAAGAAGCAGCUAGAACGAUUAGACUCCGAGUCACAAAAUUCGGAGAGCCAGAAUGGCAGCUUAGAUUCCCGAGGUUACUUCAAGGCUUUGCAGGAUUAUGUGGAGCAGGUCAAAGCUAAAGAUUCUCGACCGAGGCGCUCUUCGUCUGCAGCUCAGGGAAUAGUACCACCAGGAAGGGUACAGACGUACAGGAAAAGGUAUGAAAAGCUGAUCAAACAAAGGGAGGCACCUCUUGUUAAAACAGAAACCCCCUUCUCAUUUGAAGCCAACUUUCUCCUUCCCACCAUUUGCGAAUACCACAGAGUCAAAGAAAUCUUAAAUCUUCGUCCAAUCCGUCUAGUUGAACUGUUGAGCAGAGGGAAAUCCAUGCUCACCUUUCAUGCCAAGAAGUUUUUGGGAAGAAUGAUGAACAAAAUGCAAUCGUUUCAAUUCAAAAACUUGAGAAAUAUCCUGCACCCCAUGAAAAGCCCCGCCCCAACUCCAGCUCUGAAAGAGAUUGAGCUCUCCAACCUAGGAUGUAAUUAUCUAUCCGGAUUGAAAUACGUUCUUACCUUCUUGCAAUUCCAAAGCAUCUUCCUGCGUCCAAACCAUUACAAUAGCUUUGAGAUUGGUUAUAAAACUGAUGUGUCUCGUCUAAACCCGACAGGCCUGCAACUACUCACGGCCAACGGUCCAAAGUGGAGAGAUGCUGGGGUUCAUCAGGCAAUGCCCCACCCUCUCAGAAACUUGGACUUAGAGCAGUCAAUAAGGCCAGUUGACAUUCCCGAUUGGCUCAAAGAGAAGAAAGAAGUCAUUCCUCACGAAUAUUACUCUGCCAACUUACUUCCUCUCAAUCACCGCCUAGAAAGCCUUGAGACUGCCCCUGACCUUACUGAGAAUGGGGAAGUAGUCCACCCCUUAAUGACUGAUAGUACUGGAGCAAUUCCCAGUGAUGAACUCUCUAAACCUCCAGUUCCGCAUGCUCAACAAGACAUAUCAAUUGGUAAUUUGUCGAAUAACGAGAAAGAGAAAAGUGUGGAUCCUGAAGAAAAUGAAAUGGAAGCAGGCACUGGACUGGGAGUUGCCGAAGAAGUCCCAUUAACAAAGGAAACUGCCAAUCCGGUUAAUGAGCUCGAGGGAGGGAAAUCUCAGCCCUUCUCUCAUGUUGAUAAGGAAGCACCAGAAGAAGAACAGAAUUCAGCUAAAAAAUCGAGGAAACAAGAAGAAAAUGCGGGUUCCGAAAACACACAAGAUGGGAUUACAGUUCCCGACGAAGUGCCCGGAGAAAUGGAGACCAAGAUUCCCUUAGAUAUGGUCCUCACAGAACAACUGCAUAAGGAUCCCGUUGCUGAAAGAGCUGAAGAGUAUAGCCCCGCUGGCGAAUCGCCAAGACAAGAAGAGAAGCAAGAUGCGAGUCCUUUGGGAUCCGAACCCGAAGCCCAUCAUGGACCGGAAUUUGUCCAUGCAAAACCAGAAGAAGAAGAAACCGACACUGCGUUCAACGAGGCCGAAACAAAACAACCUGAGCCAAGCUCUGGUGACAAGGACGAGGAAAACUUAUCCCAUCAGAUCCCACCUGUUGAUAAGGGCAUAAUGGGUGUUGCCCAUCACCCGCUCGGCGAACUCGGAGAAAGCUUCGCUGAAAAAGAUGGCAAGCCCUCCACUUCACAAGCAGAAGGAAACUCCUCUCAAAACCAAGGUGAAGUCCAAGAAAACGUGCAGGCUCAUUCGGUACAGAGUGAAAAAUCAGAUUCGAGUCCAAAUGCGAAAAAGACUUCCUCUGAUUCUCAUCAAGAACCAGAGUCGGAAACACCCCCGUCAAUCCAAGAAUCCUAUGCUAAACCAACUGACAAAAAAUCAGACUCUGAUCCUACGCCCGAGGACAUUGCUCUUGCAGCGAAAAAAGAGACUGGUACCAGCUCACCAAUCGAAGGUCCGGAGCCUUCGCAACAUGAACAAAGUGCGCUGGAACCCCUCGUUGCGGGUGUCGAAAGAUAUCCGGUACGAAACUUCCAUUAUGAUUCGAAACCAGAGACAGAUCAACAGGAUUCGGCACCUGUGGCGAGCGCUAGGGAAGGAUUUCAUCCAGUUCUUAAUGAAUUGAUGGGAUCGAAGAAUGGUCCAUCUCAGUCAGCAGAAUCCCAUGAAAUCGGGGGACAAUCAGAAAAAAAUCAAGAUUUUACUCCUCGUCCAGAAGCAUCCUCACUGGGAACGCAGACCACCGAACUUCUGAACACAGUCCCCGAAGCUCACGAAGCUCCGACAUCUGGAAAUGAUGAUUCCUCAACGACAAAACCCAUUCCGAAUGAAGCAGAGGAAACGAGAGACCCUUUGAUUUCCGGCGUCGAGGCAAACGCGAACGGAAACGGACACAGUGUGUCCAACUUACAGCAGGGUUCAAAAAUGCACAACUCAAAUCAUCUGACAGAUGGAUCUAAUGCCCCGCCUGUAAAUGGCAAAACAGCAUCUUACAAGGACCCGUUGAAAUUGAGUAAAACAAUGGAUAUUACCUCCCGUUCGCUAGAAUCUUUCGAGAUACCGGCACAGUCACACAAAACACAUGAUGUUACUCAGCCGCUUCAGGCUCCACAAACCAAUAAUCUUGUCAACUCAGCCCCACACGCUCACGCAGAGCCAAUAUCUCAUAGAGGAGAGGAAGACCCUCUUAGUACCCGGCCAGUAAAAGGAGUUGAACCAGCCCCCGUGAAACCUCGUUUUGCCUUCCUUCCUGAACCAAUCCAAGUACCACAACUCUCGCUCAGAUAUAAACCAGAAGCGCAAUUCCUUGGUCAUGCUAGAAGUAUGCAAGGCCAACGGGCCAACAAUGGUCGUUUUAACCGGGGUUUCUCUCGCCUUCGCCCAUCCGAGUCUCAACAAGAUCUCACAAAGUUAACAGAAUCUACACAUACUCCAUUCCAGUCAACAAACUCUCAAAUAAGUCGCAGGAAAUCAGUCAAAUUGGGAGAUGUUACCGCAGAUUUUGAAGAACCAAAGGAGCCUCCACUAAAUCGGGAGUAUUCGGGCCAUAUCCCCCCAAAGGGUCCUCGAGAAGAUUUUCGUAAUAAUUAUGACAGCACUGGGGCAGAUUCUGAUUCCUCUACACAAAGAGCUGGCAUGCCUUCAAUGAAAUUACCGAAGGAUUUUUUUGUUACCCCACAAGGACUUAAACCCAUUAUCACAAGAAAAAGAGAAAUAGAACCCCUCGAAACAGAGGAGGGCAAACCUAUCAAAGACAUUUUGGCAGCUUUCAAGCAGGCUCAACUGGAAGAUUCACCAAGAGUGGGAUCGCCGGUCGACAGACUCAAAGGGAUCAUGAGGAGUUCUCCUCGAGGUAGUCCGCGUAGAGUUGGCACCCCCAGUCCGCGGAGAGUUGGAUUUGUUACUACAGAUAGUACACAAUCUCGCCCAAAGGACAAGAGUAAAUUCUAUCUUGAAGUUGUGGGAGCAGAGGAGCAAAAUAGAGGCGCAGAGGGUUCUCCAGUCCUGCCGUUUCAAUCCUCUGCAGAUGAUGAAAGCCCCUCUAAGAAGCCGUUAGCAAGGGCCAAAUCGGCAUAUUACAUGAAGGUGUCAUCGCCGAGAGUAGGAGGCCUAGAUGUCUUUGCUGAUAAAUCAAAAUUACUGAGGACAUAUUCAGUAAGAACCCUAGAAAAAGAUGACCCGUGGGACGACAAACACGAGCAAGACCCGGCUACUCCCCGUACAAAGCCCAAACCGUUGGACUUGGUGUUUUUGCAAACAGUUCCUGAGAAAAUUCACAACCCAGAGGAGGAUCCAGCACCAAGACAGCGGGUUCCAUACUACCGCCGGAAAGCAGAUAUAAUAGCGGGUAAUAAACCCCGACGUCCGUCGAAGAAGGGCGCAAACCCUCGUAGACCGCGAUCGAGACAUCCAGUCAAUACAAAAAACCUUCCUGCCAUCAAAAGAGGCGAUAAAAAAUUACAGCAGGCCAAAGAUUUUGUGCGCCGGCUCCAAAGGUUCACAUUGAAUAAAGCAAUUCCUGUUGUCGUCAAGCAACCAAACCUCAAAGCGAAUUUGGUCUAUCCCAGUCUCAGUCUGCCGGUUAAUUCUAUUGAUCAAUCAUUAUAGUCUCCACUGCCAUUUCAUUGAUGCAGCUUAUUUCCAACAAACCUUGGCUCAUGAACAAUCCACCUUCACAAUUUUGGGUUAUAUUUACUUCUUUUUUGGCGUCUUGUUUUUAUUCAUUACAACGAUUGUACAAAAUGACAAAUGGUUCUCUGGCGGAUUUUUACACCGGUUUGAUCGGUUACA